Pecten maximus is the source of this 2403-nucleotide messenger RNA. RefSeq lists its product as uncharacterized. The transcript has 6 exons. Bases 199 to 2208 code for a protein of 669 amino acids. Lineage: Eukaryota; Metazoa; Mollusca; Bivalvia; Pectinida; Pectinidae. The record is from RefSeq and is a predicted model, not a curated record.
CACUAACGGCCGUGAGGACAGUCGGGACGUUCGGGUGUACGUAACGAAAUCUGAAGGAGAGUAAAGACCAGUUCAAAAUAUAACAUUGAAUAGCACUGAUUGAACUAACAGAACUGAGCUAUGCAAAACCUUGCUAAUCCUUAAUGUAGUUGGACAUACAAGCGCGUGAAUUGGAAUCUUAGACUUUUACCAACGACAAUGAAAUACAACAAUAAUGUUCUCCUUCGCCUUGGCUUGAUUCUACAGUUCCUGUGUAUAUGGACCAAAGCAGAAACACGGUAUGCGUGUUUGCAAGGAGGACCAUCUGGUUUUUUCUCUAGUCAGUCAGAUGAUGAUUCACAUUCAGAUGAAGACCUGAUGUCCUCCUCGGCAACAAUGACAGGAACAUUGGGAUGCGAUGACAUAGCUGGCACGCGCAUCCUCGUGUCAAAAGUUAUCCACGGCCAGGGAGGUCCUUUUGCGUCAUGUGGCAGUCCUAACGAGUUCUGCGAUGACGUCAUUUACAGCAACAGCCGUCUGGCCGCAAUGUGUGAUAGGAAGAUUCGGUGUUUUCCGAGCACCACGUCUAAGAUGAUCCCUCAAUGUGGUACUAGCAGCAACUUUAUCCAUGUGGAGUACGAGUGUGUAAAUCCCUGGUCAGUGUUUGACAUCUGUCACGACUCUACCACGAACGUCAAGUUGUCCACCUUGUAUAUCAUGUCCCCGAAAACCGCGAGCGGAGCCUCCACAUGUGAAUGUAUCAUAAAAGGCCGAGUGAAUGGACAAAUAACAUUGGACUAUGUCCAAUCCAACACGGACAGUGCACACUGUGCCACCAACUACCUUCUAGUUGAGAGCAAGUCAUUGGGUAACCAAUCAGCCGUUAACAAGCAGAACAACAUCUGCGGACGAAAGACGGUCACAAAGGACACUUACGACGGCUCAGUUCGGCUUACUUACGGGACCAAGUCACCAUUCUUCAACAACGGCUUCAUGUCCAAAAUCAUAGUGCCGGACGGUUCCUCCCAUGACGUGUCUGUCCAGUGUGGCGCUGUGUUUUCUGAACAGGACCAACAAACAAAUACUCAGGGAGGCGGAAACGAUCCUUUGUAUAGACAAUUCGGUGGAUAUUUUAACGGUCCGUACGGCCACACCGCCUAUAACAGAUUUUUGACAACAGUUUCGCCAUUUCAAGACCCAUAUUAUGGCAGUGGAAAUGCUACACAAGGUUCGGGAAGAAAUGCUGCACGCACCGGAACCUGGCCCGAACGAGCGCCCAGUGGACAUCGCCCGCCUUACUGGGACAGGGGUUACUAUAAUGGACAACGGUAUGGACCGAGACACUACCCGCCGUACGGACCGGAGCCUGUGGGGAGGGCUAACGCAACAAGGCCCGGUGGUAAUAAUCAGACGUCACCUCAGGCCCACGUCCCUCACUACAGCCGACCCAGAUACUUACCUCCAUCCCGCUUUUGGAGAUUCAUGCGCCCACGCCGAAAUAGAAACUUGGAUCUUUUUGCAGAUAGUCCUAUGUUUCAGCGAUGGGGUUAUCAACAACCUCCCCCGAUGGGUCGUUGGCCACAAAACAAAGGUCCGCCAACAAGAGGUCCUAGGCCCCCAGUAAAUGGUACCAAAUCAGCCAAGCUCCCUACCGAUGUGGAAUUCAUUGGAAAUUCUGCUGCGCGAAAUGGCAUCACAGCUACUAAUACUCCACCUCCUGCACCCCAAGCCCACGUGAGCAAAGACGUCAGUGACGACAAGUUUCCUACAGAAGCAGGACGACUGGCGGCGUACAUUGUUGGAGGUACGGGUGCGGUCCUAUCAGCGGUCGGAGGUGUCGUUAUGGUAAUGCUCUGUAGUAGAAGGAGGCGACAGAAUGACUCCGAGGGAGGCGAAGACGCCUCGCAGGGGAAUGCUGGUGCUAUAUAUACUCUUCCCACCCACAACCUUGGGCGUGUGCACGUCAACGCCACGUAUGUAAGCUCUGAGGGUGAAGGGUCUGAGGCGGGUUGGAGCGAACUAGAUCUUGAUGACCCUUCAGACCCCUACAGUACCGCAUACACGCCAUCUCGUGGAGCACGAGAAGACAGCAAUGUCACCGGAAGCGGAAGCCGCCCUGUUGCGGCCGAUUUAUCAGAUGGAACUGUUCUAGGAAUAUCAAACCUAGCCUGCCCGACUGCCGGAGAGGCGAGUAGUGACGAACAGAGAAUCUACGACAAUAACAUCUGAGUAUUCCGAGAAUUUGUAAACAUAUUUUCAAUCCAAUUGUUGUAAACAAGUGCUAAUUUUAAAUUAAGUUUUAAUUUGCUUCAUGUAUAUGUAAUUGUCUAACUUGUGCAUGGAAAACGUACGAGCUACAUAGAGGACCCGGUAUUUCUGUCCACAUAGUGGUGUCACUUUGAAAUAAACACAUCUGUCUAUGAA